Molecule: messenger RNA, 2008 nt
Organism: Sebastes umbrosus (honeycomb rockfish)
Lineage: Eukaryota; Metazoa; Chordata; Actinopteri; Perciformes; Sebastidae
Gene: traip
Product: TRAF-interacting protein
Exons: 16
Coding region: 226-1575 (449 amino acids)
Source: RefSeq, a predicted model, not a curated record
AAGAAGAAGAGCGCUGCGUAAGGGGGCGGGGCUUGUGUUUGAACGUGCAGCGGGGAAACUUCCGGAACAGUCUGUUGAUGCUAGCUGCUCAGCUAACGACGAGCUGUCUGUCUGAUUAGAGCCAGUUUAUCUCCAGUAAAAUGUCAUAUUACACACAAGAUUAGGGCUCGAUUUCAUUACGAAGUAACUCUACAUCUUUGUUGUGCUGGUCUUUGAGACAACAACAUGCCUAUCAGAGCAUACUGCACCAUCUGCUCCGACUUCUUCGAUCACUCCAGAGAUGUUGCUGCCAUCCACUGCGGACACACUUUCCACUAUGAAUGUCUUCUCCAGUGGUUUCAGACAGCCCCCACAAAAACCUGUCCACAAUGUAGAAAACAGGUCAGCACCAGACACAUCAUCAACAAGCUGUUCUUUGACAUUGGUGAAGAGGGGCAGAGCACAGCGGAUCCUGAAAGCCUGCAGAAUGAACUUGAUCGAAUGAAGGCGCUUUUAACCUCUAAAGAGCGAGACUGGCGGGACAAACAGAAGUCGGUGGACAGCUUGAGGGACAUUGUGGACAAACAGAAGAGGGACCUGGACAGUGUACGGAAAGAUAUUAUGGAGAAGGAGAUGCUCUGUUCUACCCUCAGGAAACAGAUGACGUACCUGGAGACGCAGCAGAAUGAAACUCAGGCCGCCAAAGAGGAAGCGCGGAGACUCAGGACCAGAAUGAAAACCUAUGAAAGCCUGGACGUGUUGUUGCAGGGUCAGAGAGCGGAGGUGGAGUCCAUGAUCACAGAUAUGGGCGUCAGCCAGGCGGCCGUGGAGCAGCUCUCCAUCUACUGCAUCUCGCUCAAAAAAGAGUACGAUAAUCUAAAAGGAGGUCAUAAGUCUUCAAAUGACAUGUGCGAGAAGCUGAAGAGGGAAGUGCUCGCCUCAAACAACAAGUUACACAAAGCCACAAUGGAGGUGAAUCAGACCAAAGAGGACAUGAAGUCUCUGCAGAAGGAUCUGGCCAGUGCUGAUAAAGAGAUCACCAGUCUGAAGAAGAAAGUGGAGUUUCUUCAGAGGACGCUGAGCACCCCGACGCGGACAAAUGAAGCCCUCACCAGGCUCGUGUUUGAGAGCCCGGCCCCAUUGGAGCUGAAGCAGCCUCGCCUCCGCCACCCUGCAGAUAGCCAGGACAUCGACCUCAACAUGACGUAUGACAUCACUACGCCAGAUGACGUGGCCAAGAGGCCGCCGAAGUUCCAAUCCAAGAAGAUGCGGCUAGAUCCUCCAGGGUCGCCUGACUUCAAACGCAACGAGAAAAGUUCAUCUCUAAGCAAGGCUCGAGACGAGGACGGAUCCAUGGAUCCUUUCUUUAGGAACUCCAUCCUCUUCAGAAAGAAGACCUUCGGCAGCAUGUUGGACCCUCAGAGGAAGCUCGGAGCUGUGAGAACCGGCUAUGAUGGAUUAGGAGGACGAACUAAAUUCAUCCAACCCUCUCCUUUAUCAGAGAUUCGCCCGCUGAUGAAAGCUAAAAGGAAAAACGUCACCAGGCCUCAACACAAGAUUGCAACUUGCCUGACUCUGGACGGCUUCCUCGAGUAAAUGUCGACCUCUCUUCUUUCCCCGGAUGCUGAGUCUAAGGUCGGGAUGUUUGUGCUGCUCUGGCACACAGAACCAGCCUAGCAGCGGUUCUGCCACUCAGCACCAAACGGAACUCUCUGAUUGAACUUUAUUAAAAUCAGUAAACUGACCUCCCGCUUGAUAACGGAUGCUAAGCAAACCGGCUGAACUUUUUUUUUUUGUGUUGACUUAAACUUGUAUGUGGAGACUGUGUCUUUGCUUCUCCUGUUGUUGUUGUUAUGUGGGCGUCUGUAUGUGUAGAUGAGACAAAUCAACUUAUUUCAUUGAUGAUCACUGAUGCAUCUUAUUUAAAACCCGUCUCCUGACACACCAACAUGUGGAUAUACUUUUUUUAGUUUUACUGGUCCUGCCAGAUGUGAACCAACUCAAAUAAUAAACAAUAUUUUUUUAUUAA